Molecule: messenger RNA, 1029 nt
Organism: Rangifer tarandus platyrhynchus (Svalbard reindeer)
Lineage: Eukaryota; Metazoa; Chordata; Mammalia; Artiodactyla; Cervidae
Source: the annotation of a GenBank genome assembly
AUGGCAUUUGCACCCCCCAAAAACACAGAUGGUCCCAAAAUGCAGACAAAGAUGAGUACCUGGACACCCCUAAACCAUCAGCUUUUGAAUGACCGGGUAUUUGAAGAAAGAAGAGCUCUGCUUGGAAAAUGGUUUGACAAAUGGACGGAUACUCAGAGGAGAAGAAUCCUGACAGGCUUGUUAGAACGCUGCUCCCUGUCACAGCAAAAGUUCUGCUGUCGAAAGCUUCAGGAGAAAAUUCCAGCAGAAGCUCUGGAUUUUACUACCAAACUCCCAAGGGUGUUAUCUUUAUAUAUCUUUUCCUUCCUGGAUCCCCGAAGCCUUUGUCGUUGUGCACAGGUGAGCUGGCAUUGGAAGAACUUAACUGAACUGGAUCAGCUCUGGAUGCUAAAAUGUUUACGGUUUAACUGGUACAUCAAUUUCUCCCCAACUCCCUAUGAGCAGGGUGUGUGGAAGAAGCAUUAUAUUCAAAUGGUGAAAGAACUCCAUGUUACCAAGCCCAAGACACCUCCAAAAGAUGGGUUUGUGGUCGCGGAUGUUCAACCCAUUAGAAGCAGUUCUCCAGGGGGAAAGCUGUCUCCUUCAUCCGCUUUCCGAUCCUCUUCCUCUUUGAGAAAGAAGGUCCACCCAGGGGAGAAAGAACUCCCACCCUGGAGGUCUUCUGACAAGCAUCCAACUGAUAUCAUUCGCUUCAAUUACCUGGACAACUGUGACCCCAUUGAACACAGCUGGCAAGGAAGAAGGAAAAGACAUGAAAUGACUCCAGCUUUCAACCGACAGUCACGUGAUAAGAAAAAUAAAUCACAGGACAGAUCUAAACUAAGAAAAGCACAGUCGCUGAGCUCCUUAAAUGCAGAACCCAGGGCCUCCCUACACGUUCCAGCUCACCUUGCUUGGCUUCCUCACCAGCCACUGGGCCUCCCAGCCACUGAGGCAGCAACAAAAACUCUCACACAGCAUCUGCAGAGGCUCUCUGGACUUCAGUCAUCGCCCCAGGCCUUCCAGCAGCAGCUGAUGCAAAAAAUGUGA